Ilex paraguariensis (yerba mate) is the source of this 176-nucleotide messenger RNA. Lineage: Eukaryota; Viridiplantae; Streptophyta; Magnoliopsida; Aquifoliales; Aquifoliaceae. The record is from the annotation of a GenBank genome assembly.
GAGAUACAUUGGUCGGAGAGGUUAGCAGGCUUGUUGUUGCAGAAGCUUGCAUACAGGCAUUGGACAUAGAGUUUACUGAAGGUCAAAUUUAUGAAAUCAACUCAGUUCAGGGGGAAGGACCAGGAAGAGAUCUGCAGAAGUGGCAGGAGUUAUUUAGAACUGCUCGUGCCCAAUGA